AUGAAUCAACCAUCGUCAUCUGAGUGUACAUCAACUGGUGAACUUCGUUCGAAGCGCCUGAAAGCCCAACAAUCGGAUGGAAAGGUCUCGGUAUUCUGGGAUGUGCGUAGUGUCAUGUUCGUCGACUAUCUUGAGAAGAAAAAUACCAUCAACAGUGAAUAUUAUAUAGUGUUAUUGGAGCGUUUGAAGGCCGAAGUUGCAAAGAAACGUCCGCAUAAAGCAAAGAAAAAAAUGUGCGUCAUCAAGACAACGCACCGUGUUACAAGUACAUGUGUGAUAUAUGAUAAUGUUUCGUCGUUUUUUCUCCAAACAGGUCACAGUGGUGUCAAUCAGUUAGGUGGUGUAUUCGUGGGAGGACGGCCGCUUCCCGAUUCAACACGUCAGAAAAUCGUGGAGUUAGCUCAUUCUGGUGCUCGGCCAUGUGACAUAUCACGAAUAUUGCAAGUUUCAAACGGAUGCGUCAGCAAAAUUUUGGGGAGAUACUACGAAACUGGUAGCAUUCGCCCACGCGCCAUUGGCGGCUCAAAGCCACGCGUGGCCACUGCGGAGGUUGUAAGUAAGAUUUCACUAUACAAACGUGAAUGUCCCAGCAUUUUUGCGUGGGAGAUACGCGACCGAUUGCUGCAGGAAGGAAUCUGUACUAACGACAACAUACCCAGUGUUUCCUCUAUCAACAGAGUGUUACGCAACCUGGCUGCCCAAAAGGAACAACAGCAGCAGCAUAGCUCGCUUUUAACAAAUGGCAGCAAUAGCAAUGGUGGCAGUGCAAGUAGUGUCACUGGCAACCCGAAUACAUCCAAUCCCACCAGAAGUACCGGUAACGGCUCUGGCGGAGGUUCUAGUAGGAGCAGCGGUGAUAUGCUACAGACCACCAACACGCCGCUGAACUCUGAUGGCAGUGUUGGUAGCAGUGCAGGAGGAGGAGGUGAUGAUGGUGGCACGAAUGGGAUGUCUGAUGGAAUUGGCGCUGCUACAGACUCAACGGAUACUGUUUAUGAUAAGUUACGCCUAUUAAAUGGAUACCAUCAACAUGGCACCAUCGGUGUGAAUUCAUCGUUUCCACCACCAUCGGGCGCACUGACACCAGCAACAUCUCAUCAGCAUCAUCAUCACCUGGAACCUCACUCGCACCCACAGACUCAUCCGCAUAUGCACGUUUCGAUCGCCUCUCUGCCACCUCAUAAUACUCAUCACCAUCCUCAUCUUGCUAUCUCGAAUCAAAGCUGGCCGCCAAGACACUAUUCCACCUCAUGGUAUUCGCCUCCACUAAAUGGUGAUGCUGGCGCUGUUAGUGAUGCAGGAGCAGCCUCGAGUGGAGUGAACAGAGCCAGUAGUGGCGGCAUUUCAUCACCUACCGAUAUUGUGACUUCAGCUUUUGCGUUAGGUGUAUUGCCCCUUAGUCCGCAUGGAAGCGGGGGUGGUACUGCUAGCGGCCAUGGUGGCAGUGAGAGCACAGGCAACUUGUCCUCCGCGCAAACCAACAGCUGCGCAAUAAGCGAAGAAAUAAUUCUGAAGAAGGGUUUCGGAGCAUAG
Messenger RNA from Anastrepha ludens (Mexican fruit fly), 1533 nucleotides. Its product is annotated as paired box protein Pax-6-like. Gene Ontology annotation, molecular function: RNA polymerase II cis-regulatory region sequence-specific DNA binding; DNA-binding transcription factor activity, RNA polymerase II-specific. The transcript is spliced from 5 exons. NCBI's taxonomy places the organism in Eukaryota, Metazoa, Arthropoda, Insecta, Diptera, Tephritidae. Gene Ontology annotation, biological process: regulation of transcription by RNA polymerase II; anatomical structure development. The record is from RefSeq and is a predicted model, not a curated record. Bases 1 to 1533 code for a protein of 510 amino acids.